This is a messenger RNA of Labeo rohita (rohu), 292 nucleotides long. RefSeq names its product skin secretory protein xP2-like. NCBI's taxonomy places the organism in Eukaryota, Metazoa, Chordata, Actinopteri, Cypriniformes, Cyprinidae. The record is from RefSeq and is a predicted model, not a curated record. The transcript has 2 exons. Bases 1 to 282 code for a protein of 93 amino acids.
AUGUACAAUAAAGAGUCUACUGGCAGCUCGGUCCCCGUCCUUGACGCAGUUGCCCGCACAGCCCUGGAGGGCUCCAGCGUGCCUUCCACCGCGCCCUCCAGAGCCGGAGCUCGGUCCAGCUCGCCCUCCAGAGCCGGAGCUCGGUCCAGCUCGCCCUCCAGAGCCGGAGCUCGGUCCAGCUCGCCCUCCAGAGCCGGAGCUCGGUCCAGCUCGCCCUCCAGAGGCGGAGCUCGGUCCAGCUCGCCCUCCAGAGCCGGAGCUCCGUCCAGCUCGCCCUCCUGAGUUGGCUCCU